GUCCUUUUCAAAUUCCAUACGUGAAUUCGUGUUUUAUGCACGUUCUAUUUCAGGGAGCGACGAAGAUUGCGGAACCCAUCAGUGUGCUUUUUAGUCAGGUUUUUGUUAAGUGCAGCUAGCAGACAUUUGGGGCAAGUUCCUUUUUUUAAUAUAGAUUUUUUGUGCUGUUGUUGUUCACGAAUAGAGUGUCGUGAUGAUGGAGACGUGAGUGGCUAGCUACAUAGAAUCUCUUAUUUGCUAGAGACGACGAGACUGGGCCGGCAGCCAAACCGUUUUUCGUUUGUACCGAGGACUUGCACACACACUCUCUCUCUCUCUAUACGCACCACGAAGCACUAAUUAUAGAUCAUGAGCAAAAGAGGAGAGCUGUGUGACUAGAAAGAGAAAAACACACACAGCCCGGACAAGAGAGAGUGGAGGGGGGAUGACAAUCGACGGCUCAUUGCUCUUGCAAGAGGAGAGAGAAAAAAAGGGGCGACUUGGUGCCUUCAUUCCGGACGUAACCUCGCCGAAAAAUUAUAGAAAAAAGGCUCGUCGUUACGCCACAUUGACAUUCCGCUUCUUCAUUCCGUUCCUGCUUCGCAUGCAGACAAGUCCAAAUGAAAUAUUGCCAGCCGCAUUUAUCUUAUAACUUAUCCAACAACUAAUGACCACCAUUUCAGACAUAUACGAACAUUAAAAAGUCCGCAAAGAUAAGUCGAGCUUGGAAUUAUGAAACGUGUCUUCUACUAAUAAUGAAUAAUUAAUUUUUGUGUAACUUGCGCAAUUUCUUGCUAUAGAAACAACUAGAAACAAUUUGAUGUUUUUAUAAGCGAAGCCGUCUCCAUAUUCAACCAACCCGGAAAAUGAUUCUAUCUCGGUUUUGGUUGUUGUUGCGAUAAACAAGGUAAAUGCGGUAAAAUGAAACCGUUCGCCAAGGGCAUCACAAAUAAUAACGACGCGUACGUUUCACAAUAUAAUCGAGAUUAGCCAGUUUGAAAUAUUUUAUCUAGCUCCUUUGAAGAAUGGUUGUGAAUACUGCUGUGCGCAACUUUCUUUUUGACAGCAGCGCGUCCUUUUGUAUGGGCCCCAAUGCAAUAUGAUAUAUCAGCAGCGCUGGUCUUAGGCUUGCGCUUCAGGUCUAAGUGCUAUACAAGAUUAUAUUCCGUCAAAUAGAAAAUAUAUGGGGUCACCGGUCGCCGCUACUCGGAAACUUGAACCCAUAGACGGUUUCUAUUUUCAUAUUUCUCUGUUAAGAGAAACCCAGUAAACAUGUAGAUACAGUAUAUCUAACGUUAAAAAAAAAACUUUAAGCCUUUUUAGAAAGGUUUUCUUUUCCUCAUGUAACGAGUUACUCACGGCUGUUAUUUUUGUGAUUUUUCCACCUGUGUAGGAAAUCUGCACGCUUUUUAAAGACGAAAUUAUUACCUUAUAGUAAGCGGCCAUUAAUUUAAGCAAUAAAUGGAAUUGUAUUAUAUUGCAUUUCAUUGUAUUUUAUUUUUAGUUCCGAGUACGAGAUAACGAGAAUCACGAAUUCACGUUUUGUUAGGCCGUCAUGAGUAAAAGCUUCGCGAUUUUUCCGCUUGGCGCCGUGCUGUCAGUGGAAAUCUUGGGGUUAAACAGCAAACUCUCAUUGUUAUUUCCUUUUGUUGACGUAGGGAUAUUUGACACAAGAAUUCCGUUUUUAAAGCCAAGAAUCUCAAUAUUUCGUGUAAGAAUUUUUGUUUUUGAGUGAUGUGAAAGUUACAGUGACCGACUUUGGUUUAGUUCACUACAUCAGAAAUCUCAUCUUUCGUAAUUGUAUUCUAAAUGUUGUCAUUGAGAAUGGUCGAUCGCUUACUUGCUUGCAGACCAUUUACACCUGUACUUAUUGGCAUUUGCGUAGGUAUUUCUAUUAGUUUGAUUGUAACCAAUGCCGGUAACGACAGUGGUUGCAUGGAAAAGAGUUCUGCUUUCUUUGGAGAUAUUUUUGAUAAAAGUCACAGCGUCGAGUCCUUGUUCACAGAUGACAGCAAAAUUGCACAAGAUGAAAACACUGAAGACUUGAGCGAUUAUGACCCUAGAAUUAACUUGGCUGGGAAGCCUCAUUCUGCCAAAAAAGAGCCUCAGACCCUAAUCAGACCCAGAUAUUUAUCUACAGAAUUAGGAAUCAAAGAGAAAAAUUUUGUUGCAGUUUUGAGCUCAAUCAAACAAAUCCCAACUUUAGGACUUGCAAUUAACGAAACCUUAGCUCAUCAUGUGAACCGCUUAGCCUUCUUUGUUGAAGUUGUUGGAAAUGAUAAACUUGAUGUCAAAACCCUUCCUAUUGUUGGAUUUAAAGAUAGCCAACAAGGUCUUCUUACCCUUCACACUUUAAAAUAUUUAGCUGACAAAUUGGCUGUUGGAUACAGUUACUUUUUCUUGAUCAAAGACACUACUUAUGUUGAUGGAAGGAAGCUAGAUAACUUGACAAAACACAUUAGUAUUACUGAAAAUGUUUAUAUGGGAUUGCCUGGAACACAUCCAACGUCUAAUCCGUCUGUGUGCUCUUUGGAUAGCGGUAUACUUAUAAGCAGCUCGGUCCUUUUGGCGAUAUCUCCGCUGCUGGAGACUUGCACAGAAGAUUUUGCAUUUAACUCGGACGAUGAAAAAAUUGGACUUUGCAUUUUCAAAGCCUUGAAUCUCACAUGUCAAUCACAAGUUCAAGGCCAAACCUUUUCUACAUUUAAUCUCGAUGCCCAUAUUAGUGACGUCCGGCAGCUGGAGAAAAUCUGGGAAUCUCAACCGGCAUUGUCUAAUGCGUUGACAUUUUUUCACGCACGAGAGACUUCAUACUUUUUCAUGCUUAACAAACAAACCUGCGAGGUAGCUCUACGAAAUAUUAAAAACUCGAUUCGGGACCUUGAAUCUUCGAUUUUGCGCUUGGCACCGGAUGCUCCUGGUGGACUGGAGGCGGUUACAUGGCCUAUUGGAUAUUCUCCUCCUUCGAAACAAGACACUCGUUUUAGCGUUUUACACUGGAAAUAUUUCAACGAGACUCAUGUCUUUUUUGACACGGAAAACAGCGUCGUCAAACCGUUGAGUGGUCCAAACUUGGAAGAUAUUCAAGAGGUUAUAAGUGCAGCUGUUAAAAGCGUUUUGAAGGAGAGUCCAGAACUUAGCUACUUGCGAGUUGUGAGCAGUUACAAGCGAUUCGAUCCUACUCGAGGAAUGGACUACCGAUUGCAUCUUCUUUUUAAAGAUCCAGUCAAAGGGAAAAUUACCGUUAGAAUGGAAGGUUGUAGGCCUAUUACUCACGUGGAUACGGUGCCAAUGCCGUACGUCACCGAAUCAUCGGUGGUCCAUAUCGUUCUCGUUUUGAGGGACGACGACGAAAUCGCUCCCGCCGAAAGGUUCAUCUCUUCCUUUGCCAAAAACAUGAUGGCUAAAUCUGAUAAAUCAGAACUGACUUUGGUGCUCCUCAACCGAGACGCUGGCAAUUUCAAAUCACUUGCGCAGACCCUCAAUGCGCAAUACAAAAAACAGGGCUCCAAGAUCAGCAUCCUCUCGUCCAAGAUUUCCAGUUUGAACCGGUCGGGAAUGGACUUUAUCGCAGUUGACCUGAUUAGCAGCAAAGUGGAACCUGGGACGCUCAUCUUCUUAUGCAAUCCGUUUACUGAAAUUUACCCGGAUGUAUUGAAUCGCGUACGGAUCAAUACCAUCUCUGGCUGGCAGCUAUUUAGCCCCAUUCCAUUCGCAGAGUACAACCCUGAGGUAUCGUUCCCUGGCUUAUCGAAAACUGAAGCACUCAACAUUUCAACGAACCAAGGCUUUUACGACGUUCACGAGACCCAACACAUCAGUUUCUACAUGGCAGACUACUUAAACGCGCGGAAAACUUUUGAGAUGGAACAACCGCUGGUGAAAUCUGAUCGUGACCUUCAAGGAGAGUUUAGUUCACCCCAUGAAUCGAUUUUAGCCAUGUUCACUCGGAUGCGUCAGCUGCACAUUCUACGAGCUGUAGAACCCCAUUUGCGAAUUCGCUAUCACGAACGAAAAUGCGAGACUAGACGAUGCCGAGAGAGUUUCCUGUUGUCCCAAGGAACAAGAUCUCAGCUUGCACAAUUUGCCCUCGACCGAGAAUCUCCUGCGCUGACGGAAUAACUAUCGCUGUGUGCGGAACAAUUUCCUUUAACUAGAAGCUGCUGCUUUAGUCCUAUCAGCAUCAUUCGCUAUUUGUGAUAAAAACGAGUGCCAAGGCAUGAAAAACGGCUACCAAUAUAACAUUUCGAUAAUUAAUAGUGUUAUUAUAUUUGUUAUAAAGCCUAUGUCGUCUGAAUCGUUUCCGAGUCCUGCUUUUCGUUUAAUUGUGUCGGCUCUUGUUCUGCUCGCAGUUUUUCCUCUUCCAUUUGCUUCUUCUUCUUGACUAAAUCUGAUAGGUAUUUCACUCGCAUCAUACACUCCUCCUAUUGAGAUUGAAUUGAAAAGACAUUGUAAAGCAACGCUUACGUUUUUUGAAUUGUUAUACUAAAAAAAAACAAGAAUGUAGUAGUUAUUUAGUUACCUUUGUUUUAUCGGGCACUGCCUUUGCAAUACGUUCCCACCUUUCGGAGCAUCCUUUGGUGUAGCAAGCCAGGGCUGUUUCAAGAGAUUUUUGUUGCUUUUGUGUCCAGCCACAACUACCAGGAGUUUGUUCUUCCACUCCUUCAAUCCCAUAGUUUGCCUGUGUAGGUUCUGCCAACAAAAUGUUAUUUUUCCCUCCUCUGGUCUUUUCCUUUUUCUUCUCCACUCUUUCUUCCUCCUUGGCAAUUCCGUCACCUUCUUGACCUUCAAGUGGCCUGAAUAGAAGAAUAAAAAAGUCUGUGACAGACUAUAAAUAAAUACGUUUGUACGAAAAUA
This is a messenger RNA of Daphnia pulex (common water flea), 4836 nucleotides long. RefSeq names its product chondroitin sulfate glucuronyltransferase-like (gene Chpf). Gene Ontology annotation, cellular component: Golgi cisterna membrane. The record is from RefSeq and is a predicted model, not a curated record. Lineage: Eukaryota; Metazoa; Arthropoda; Branchiopoda; Diplostraca; Daphniidae. Bases 1789 to 4101 code for a protein of 770 amino acids. The transcript has 7 exons. Gene Ontology annotation, molecular function: glucuronosyl-N-acetylgalactosaminyl-proteoglycan 4-beta-N-acetylgalactosaminyltransferase activity.